Perca flavescens (yellow perch) is the source of this 1841-nucleotide messenger RNA. RefSeq names its product cell adhesion molecule 2. Lineage: Eukaryota; Metazoa; Chordata; Actinopteri; Perciformes; Percidae. Bases 113 to 997 code for a protein of 294 amino acids. The record is from RefSeq and is a predicted model, not a curated record. The transcript has 5 exons.
GUGUGAGUGGGUGUGUGUUUCAGCAUACGCUCUGUUGUGUUUCUUCUUCUUCUUCUUCUUCCCAUUAUUCCUCUUCGCCUCAUAACUGGGUUUUCUUUCUGCUCAGGUUGAAAUGACAGAACCCACCUGGCCUACCGUUAUGACUCCUGCCCAUGCUGCUCUAUCUACAGCAGCCAAAGCCGGGUCUACUCUUUCUAAGGUUUGGACCAAGAUGGUGACGACAGGUAUGGGCAUUCACACGACUCCUGCCCCUGCGGCUCUACCUUCAACAACAAUUGAAGCCUGGACUCGUUCUCCUCUUCCUCUUGUGACAGUGACGAAGGCAGCCGAUACUGGGGCUACUCUUUCUGAAGCUUUGACUGAGAUGGUGACGGAAGGUAUGGGCAUUCCUACCACUCCUGCCCCUGCCCCUCUAUCUACAGCAGCUGAUACUGGGGCUACUCUUUCUGAGGCUUUGACUGAGAUGGUGACGGAAGGUAUGGGCAUUCCCACCACUCCUGCCCCUGCAUCUACAGCAGCCGAUACUGGGGCUACUCUUUCUGAGGCUUUGACUGAGAUGGUGACGGAAGGUAUGGGCAUUCACACCACUCCUGCCCCUGCAUCUACAGCAGCCAAUACUGGGGCUACUCUUUCUGAGGCUUUGACUGAGAUGGUGACGGAAGGUAUGGGCAUUCACACCACUCCUGCCCCUGCGGGUCUACCUCCAGCAACUGAAGUCUGGACUCGUCUUCCUCUUGUGACAGAGGCAGUGACGAAGGGUACAUACGUACACAUUGACCAGGACGAUGGAGCUUUUGCAGCCCUGAUCGCAGGGAUCGUCUGCUUCACGCUGCUGGUCAUCUGCAUCAUAGUGUGGCGGUGGCAUUUGUCCAGACAUAAAGGCUCGUACGUCACCAACGAGAUGGACGACGACGACGACAUGGACGACGAGGAGUCCGUCGGUUCCAAUACGGCUCUCCAAAGCCGGGAACCUCUAGAGACCAAAGAGGACGCCUGAAGACAAAAAACGGAAACAAAAACAGAGAACACUUUGAAAACAGACUUGAGUCGAGUUGUCGAGGACUCAAGAACUUUUAUUACACCGAGGAGAUGCGUUUUUUUAUAAAAAAGUAGCCAAUUUCCAAAAGCAACUUUGCACAUUUGCUGCCACCGACAGGCCGCAAGACGAACUUCACUUCCCGGCCGUUUUAGUUCAGUGACAUUAUUGGAUGAAACUCAGCAAUUGAUGAAUAAAUGAUGUGAAAGGCUGCUGCACCGGUUGCAUUGUGACCCUAACGCAAGAUUGACAAUCUUUCUGAACAAAUGUCUCAUGUCAGGGUAUCGUCGGAUAACCGGUAAUUCAUUUGUAAUUAGAAAAUGAAAAAACACGUUUAUUUGUAAUUUGUCUCAAAACGCAAAAAAAAAAAUCUAAUGUUUUAUUUAGCAUAAUUAUGUUGUAAUCCUAUGUAAUCUAUCCUAUCCAAUAUUUCCUAUAUUGUGCCACCCCACUUUAAAACAAUCCUGGAAUCGCCCCUGAGAAUAACUAACAGUAAUUUAAGUGGCAUUUCCUGUUGAGGUUCAGAUCUUUUGCCUCACAUUAUUCCGCCCCGCGUCCGUCCUGAAUCUGGUCCUGUUAAAAACUAAAAGACUUUUCCUCUGGACAAAAUCUUUUGACGCCAGAACUGUUGACGCUGGUCAACAUUAACUGGCUGCUGGUUGCUUUCCACCUUGGUUGUUGUAAUAUUUUUAGGGACUUAAUUAAGAUGGUCCGAUUCCAUUUUUUCCUUCCCGAUAGCGAUUUGAUACCAGUGUGUCAUAUAUUUUAUUAUGUUUUAACAGCUGUGUACUACUAUCCCUGUAUG